AUGGAAGCUGAGCUGUCGUUUUUCCAAUUUGAUCCCGCUAGUCUGAUUCUCUGUGUUCUGUGCAUCUCGCUAUUGGAUUACUUUUUUAAUAAUUGGAAUGAGCCUGUGGAACAUCAAGUCUUCCCGACAUUAAAUCCUUCUUCUUCAAUCAAGAUGCACCGUACGGAUGGCGAAACACCUUUGGCCAGAGAUACCAACGGCUUAAGACACCUGCAACUGCGGCACCGUGAGAGACUAUUGUCUGGCGUGAAAAGAAGGCUGGAUGAACAAUUCUGA
Drosophila bipectinata is the source of this 276-nucleotide messenger RNA. RefSeq lists its product as uncharacterized. NCBI's taxonomy places the organism in Eukaryota, Metazoa, Arthropoda, Insecta, Diptera, Drosophilidae. The record is from RefSeq and is a predicted model, not a curated record.